This is a messenger RNA of Beta vulgaris subsp. vulgaris (sugar beet), 1951 nucleotides long. RefSeq names its product 1-aminocyclopropane-1-carboxylate synthase. Gene Ontology annotation, biological process: amino acid metabolic process; biosynthetic process. The record is from RefSeq and is a predicted model, not a curated record. Gene Ontology annotation, molecular function: pyridoxal phosphate binding; transaminase activity. NCBI's taxonomy places the organism in Eukaryota, Viridiplantae, Streptophyta, Magnoliopsida, Caryophyllales, Amaranthaceae. The transcript is spliced from 4 exons. The coding region runs from base 226 to 1683 and encodes 485 amino acids.
CCAAAUGAGCAAAUACCAACUCCAAACAUAACAACUAAUUCUCCAACAUAUAUCAAGUGCCAGCUAAAUAAGGCGAUCUUUCAAACAUCAUCAUUUAUAUUUCAUUCUUUAGUUAUUACCCUCUAUAAAUAGAAACACCAUUUGCUUCUGUUUUUUUCAUUCCAUCAAAACUACUUUAAAAAGAAACUUUUUUUUGUGAAGGUUAAAUUUGUCUUUUUGAUUAAAAUGGUGAAGGAAUUGUUGUCUAGAAUUGCAGCAGGAAAUGGGCAUGGUGAAGAAUCUGCCUAUUUUCAUGGGUGGAAAGCAUAUGAAAAUGACCCUUUUCACCCUGUCAAUAAUCCCAGUGGUGUUAUUCAGAUGGGUCUUGCAGAAAAUCAGCUUUCCUUUGACAUGGUGAAAGACUGGGUUGUGAAAAAUCCUGCUGCUUCCAUUUGUACUGUUGAAGGAGUUGAUCACUUCAAGGAUAUUGCCAUCUUUCAAGAUUACCAUGGUUUGCCAGCGUUUAGAAAUGCUGUGGCAAGAUUUAUGGAGAAAGUGAGAGGUUUUAAGGUGACAUUUGAUCCUGAUCGCAUAGUAAUGAGUGGUGGAGCUACUGGAGCCCAUGAGUUAAUGGCAUUUUGCUUAGCUGACCCUGGUGAAGCUUUCCUGGUUCCCACACCCUACUAUCCUGGAUUUGACCGAGAUUUGAGAUGGAGAACAGGGGUGGAGCUUUUCCCAGUGGAAUGCCAUAGUUCAAAUAACUUCAAAGUAACAAGAGAAGCCCUAGAAGAAGCAUAUAAGAAAGCUGAAGAAGCCAAAAUAACAAUAAAAGGGUUACUUAUAACCAACCCAUCAAACCCACUAGGAACAGUCCUAGAUAGAGAGACCUUAACAAGCAUAUUAACUUUCACUAAUGAGAAAAACAUCCACUUAGUAUGUGAUGAGAUAUAUGGAGCCACAGUGUUUGGGUAUCCAGAGUUCGUAAGCAUAUCAGAGAUCAUACUCGAGCACAACUACAACUCCGAUCUGAUACACAUAGUGUAUAGUCUCUCUAAGGACUUGGGUUUUCCCGGGUUUAGGGUUGGGAUUGUGUACUCCUACAAUGAUAAAGUUGUAAACUGUGCUAGGAAAAUGUCGAGUUUUGGGCUUGUUUCGACUCAAACACAAAGGCUUAUAGCCUCAAUGCUCUCAGAUGAGGACUUUGUUGAGAACUUCUUAGGUGAAAGUAGCAAAAGGCUUGAAACAAGACACAAUGAAUUCACUUGGGGACUUAGCCAAGUAGGAAUCCAAUGCUUGAAAAGCAAUGCCGGUCUUUUUGUAUGGAUGGAUUUACGCCAACUCAUUGAUCAAGAUCCAACUGUGGAGGGAGAGCUCGCUCUAUGGCGCGUAAUCAUCAAUGAAGUUAAGAUCAAUGUGUCCCCAGGAUCUUCCUUCCAUUGCCAUGAAGCAGGGUGGUUUAGGGUUUGUAUUGCAAACAUGGAUGAUGAUACAAUGCAGAUUGCUUUAAGAAGGAUUAGGAGUUUUGCAGCACAAAAGGUUGCAAAGGCAAAGCCUGUUGUUACUUCUACAAAGAGGAAAUGCUGGCAAACCAAUCUUCAACUCCGAUUAUCGUCUCGAAGGUUGGAAGAUUUAAUGGGGGUUUCGCAGAUUGGAUCUCCGCAUUCACCCUUGCCUACAUCACCCCUCGUUCGAGCUCAGCAUUAGUACCAUUUUUUAUUUUUAACAUGGCACAAAUCUUUUAAUGUAAUAUUUCAAAUAAGAUUGAUCAUAUAUAAUAUCCAUAUAUAUAUAUAUAUAUAUAUAUAUAUAUAGAUUAUCCUGUCUUGUAACUUUGUGUGUAGGAUUUGUUGAUCAAGUUUGGAGUGUAAAAUGUAAUGAGCAAUUGUAUGUAGUAUUUGAGAAUAGGAGAUUACAAAUGUGUAAUCUUCAAAUUAUAUCAAAUAUAAAGUCACGGUGGUUAAUCUUCACGUCA